This is a messenger RNA of Ichthyophthirius multifiliis, 1722 nucleotides long. Its product is annotated as protein kinase domain protein. Gene Ontology annotation, cellular component: cytoplasm. The transcript has a single exon. Gene Ontology annotation, biological process: protein phosphorylation. Lineage: Eukaryota; Ciliophora; Oligohymenophorea; Hymenostomatida. The record is from RefSeq and is a predicted model, not a curated record. Gene Ontology annotation, molecular function: protein serine/threonine kinase activity; GTP binding; GTPase activity.
AUGGGAUUUUUAUGUUUCGAUUAUAACCCUAAAUCUUCAUUUGAUUUUAAAGAUUCUAAGUUUAGAAAAUCAUUAAACGAAAUAUCUGUAUUAGUAAUUGGCGAUAACCAAGUUGGUAAAGGCUUUUUAAUGAGCUCUUUAAUCCGUCUUGGCUAAAGUUUAGGUCCUGGUCAGGAAAAAUUCCGAUACUAAAAUAAAAUUAUCUCCUUUUAAAGGCUUUCUAAAAGUGAUCCUGAAUAUUUCCGUUUAAAUGACAAUUAUUUAAACGAGGCCGAUGUAGUUCUUGUUUGUGUUGAUUUAUCUAACAAAUCCACAAUAGAGAAUUGUCAAGAAAACUUUUUUGAAAUUAUAUUAUCUUAUAUCACAAAAAAUACUGAAAAAGAAUUUCGUUGUAUUGUAGUCGGUUGCAAAAGUGACCUUUUAAUUAAUCAAUAAGAAGAAGAAUCAAUUCAAUAAUAAUGUCGGAAUUUACGAAUUCCUUAUAUAUCUGUCUCUUCUUUAAAAAAUAAAAGAGUUACCGAUCUACUCAAUUAAAUUCAAGAUUUUAAAAACAUCAAUAUAAAUAAAGAUACAGUCCAAGAUUAAAUUUCAAUUAUCUAAACCUAAUCUAUCCGUUCUUAACAACCCCAAAGUUAAUAAUAAAAGCCCACCUAACACAACAGAGCUUUAAAUUAAGUAAAUUUAGCACCAAUUCUAUAACCUGAUGAAGAAAGUAAAAUAGACACCUAAUUAAUGAAAUAAGGUAGCCAUGUAUUAUAAAAUACACAAAGAUACAUCCGAAUCAUCCCUCAUGAAAAGAUGUACGUAAAAAACCGACUAUAACUAGAUAAAGGCAACUUUGGUAUAGUAUAUAAGAUAAUGUACGAAAACGAAUAUUGUGCUCUUAAAAUAUGCAAAAUCGAAAUGAACGAUGAUUCUGCUCUAAAUAGAUUCCAAAUAAUAUUUUCUGAAGCCGAAAAUAUGCAAAAAUUCAUGUUGAUAAAAAAUAUGAGAAUUAUGCCUUUAAAAGGAAUGUCUUUUUAAGUCGAUAUGUAAAGGCAAAAUGUCCUUAUUGGUUAUUGGAUGCCUUUAUGUAAAUGUUCUUUAAAAAAACUCAUAAAGGAUAAUUUUAAUGAUAUUUCUAUAGCUUAGAAAAUUUUUUGGUCUUUGUAAUUAAUUGAGAGUUUGGAAAUUUUCAAUGAGUAUAAAAUUUAACAUAUGGAUUUAAAACCUUAGAAUAUACUAUUGGAUUUAAAUGAUGAUAUUAUUGUCUCGGAUUUGUCAAUGAGUAAAGUUUAUGAGGAAAUAUAAACAGAAGCAUUUAAUAUGUUGGGAACUACUGCUAAAUAUGCACAUCCAGCGGCUAUUAUUAAUCAUGAAUUAUCACCUAGAUUUGAUAUUUAUAGCUUUGGAUGUAUUCUUUUGGAACUUUUUACUGGAAAAUAACCAUGGGGAUCAAUUAAAAGAGAAGAAUUAAAGGAAAUUUAUUAAUAAAUACUAAGUGAACCAGAAAAAAUGAAUACUCUGGUUUAUCAUAAAGAAAAUUAUCCGAAUACUAUAAGGUAUAUUGAAGGAAAGUUCUAGCCAAUUUAAGAUAUUAUUAAUAUGUGCUGUGUGUAGAUUUUUAUUAAAUAAAAAAAAGAUGAAAUUACGAUUGAAAAUAUAAAAAAAAAAUUUCUUUAGCUUUAAGAAACUUUAAAAAUUAAUAUAAAUAAUAGUAUUAAUAAUUAGGAGUAAAUCUGA